AGUGAUCUGAUUAACCAUUCCCUUUAUGAUGUCAUUCACGAGGAUGACCGCCUCAAGUUUUUUAAUUUGUUAUCCAAAUUUCAGCCUCAGGGAGCUCAUGAUGAUGGUACUUUAUCUUUCACUGGCCAUUUGAGGAGGGGCUCGAUGGAUCCCAGUGAGCCAGCCAUCUAUGAGUAUGUGAAAGUGUUUGGCACAUCACAGAUGGUAGACAUAGAAGAACAAGAUUGUGACCAGAGUGACUUCAUGUGUGAUGAUGUCCCGAAGCAGUCCCUGUGUUUCUGCUGUACUGUUCGCCUGCAGACAUCACAUAUCAUUCGAGAAAUGUCCAUUGUUGAUGAGACUACAUGCGAAUUCACUUCUCGCCAUUCUCUAGAAUGGAAGUUUCUAUUUUUAGAUCACAGAGCUCCACCAAUCAUUGGAUACCUGCCUUUUGAGGUCCUUGGGACGUCAGGCUACGAUUACUAUCACCCUGAUGAUCUAGAGAUUGUCUCCAAGUGCCAUGAACAGUUGAUAAUGAUGGGCAAAGGAAGGUCAAACUGCUACCGGUUUUUAACCAAAGGUCAACAGUGGAUCUGGUUACAAACCAGGUACUUUGUCACGUACCACCAGUGGAACUCCAAACCGGAGUUUAUUGUUUGCACCAAUACUGUUGUCGGCUAUGGGCAUGUCAGAAGACAGUUGAGACAAGAUAUGGGCUAUGUGGAAGGUGAUGCUGUCAACACGACCGUCAACUCUACCACUAACAGUGGUGGUGCCGGCGGUGAAUGUCUGGCUGAUGCUGCUGCUGCUGCUUCCAGGGAGAGGAGACCGCAACAGGAGGGUCAUGUGACAUCUCUGAGCCAGUCAGAAAAUUUGUCAAUGGGUGGGCAGAUUGUUCAGUCACCGGAUGUUGCUUCAAGUCAGCACUCCGACAGUGAGCGAACACAACAGCCCCACUCUACCAAGCAGGAGCACAACACUCGAAGGCAUGUCAGUAGCCAGCUACAGUCCCUGCUGCAGCUUCACCUGCAGCGCUCACUGGCUGCCUCCUCAGCCGCAUCCUCAUCCCAGGCUGCACAUACCAUUAGCACCUCGACUACAGCGGCAUCCACUGAACCUCUCAGACUCACCCUGACCUCAUCUGCUUCACAAACUAGAGUAGCUUGCAGCUCUCACUCCACGCUAAUGUCUGUUGGUCAACAGAUAACCAGAAAUCAGGGCAGAGUACUUCCCAGCCUGGUCCCUCUAAUGACUGCCAUGUCCACAAAUCUGGAGCCUAUGUCCACAAGUCAGAGGAAAUUUUUCCAGUCAGGGUUAACCUUAAGCCCAGCUCAGCAGUUCCUACAUGAACAACUAGUCCACAAGUCAGAGCAGCUGCAGAGUGCCAUCCAGCGGCAGCAGGAGGAGCUCAGGUUCAUCAAGGAGCAGCUGGCUUACUCCCACGGUGGUGGUCAGAUG
Molecule: messenger RNA, 1437 nt
Organism: Candidula unifasciata
Lineage: Eukaryota; Metazoa; Mollusca; Gastropoda; Stylommatophora; Geomitridae
Source: the annotation of a GenBank genome assembly